AUGGCCGUCUACGGCAACUGGAGUGAGUUCUCCGCCGCCGUCAAGGACAUGGACGACGGCAUCAACCGCGGCGAAUUCCUCAAGAAAGCCAGGCAUGCCACUAUCAAGAACCCCGAGAUACUGCCAGAUAACGAGGUUGGAAGGGCGUUCGCUUUCGCCCAGGCGUUCGGGCUCGCCCCCGAACACAUGGCGUGCCCCUCGUGCGACGAAGAGUACGUCCUGCUGCGCGGGAAGAGGGGCGAGUGCGGAGAGCGGCUGAUUUGGCGGGGCCCGCGGCACGACGGGGGUUGCGACGAUUGCAACGGAGAGCAGCCCAGCGCCGCCAACAUGCCGUUCUUCGAUGGCACGCGUACGGGGCAUUGGAUGGACAAGCUCGACUGCCUGGUUAUGUGGCUCGCUGACUACAUCCACAAGACCACCAUCUUCGAGCUGUCCCACAUCGACCACAAGGUGAUAGACGCAUGGCUACUCGCCUUCAGGGAGCGCACGAGCGACUGGUACGACCUCAUCUGUCCGACCUCGAAUAAGAAACUGUGGGCGCCAGACAGCGGCGUGCGCAAGCGGCCCGCUGCUCGCCCCGCGCCAAAGAGAGCCCCCGCCAUGAAGGUCGCGCAGCAGAAGAAGAAGCCCCCGCGGAAGGUGUCCAAGAAGUUUGCGAAUCAGGUUAAAAAGACGAUCGGCAAGCGCGUCCUCGUUGCAGACGAAUCCUUCCUGAACAAAAACAAACCAGGGAAGUUGAACAAGGCGGCGCGCCCCAAGAAAGACCAGAUCUGGAUAUGGGGCGCCGUGCUGCAGGGGAAAGCCCGCACGCAUUUCAUGUUCCGCAUCUUGGAGCACCCCGCGGACGCGAAGGACGGCAAUCCCCGCGGGCACAAGGAGAUGCUGGACAAUCUCAACAUGCUCAACGUCGGCAAGGGCGACAUCUUUGUGUCGGACAAAUGGGGCGCGACCAUAUCACCCGCGAAGGCCAUUCGCCACCAGAAGGGGCUCGCGCAGAGCACCCUGCGCCACGAGGUAGUGAAUCACGAUGAUGGCGAGAUCGUCAACGCCAAAGGAUUCACCACCAACGCCAUCGAGAGCAAGUGGGGCAUCCUGAAGAGGUGGUUGAAGUCCAAGUAUGGCGGCAAGCUCCCGAACUACAAGGACCGCGUGAAAUGGCGCUACGCGAUUAACGAGUACCAGGCGCGCUGCUACUACUACGUGCCUCUCUCCAAAGGUCUGCGUAUUUUUGCCAUUGCGUGA
Molecule: messenger RNA, 1242 nt
Organism: Prorocentrum cordatum
Lineage: Eukaryota; Dinophyceae; Prorocentrales; Prorocentraceae
Source: the annotation of a GenBank genome assembly